GGCCCCAGAGGAAGAAUGGCGAGCCGGUGACGGGUGUUGUGCCUGACGAAUCUGCAGGUAUCACGAGGUCGACCACGUCGUAUCCCCCGAAAACCCCCUGCCUUUCCCCUAAUGGGAGGCUAGGGAGACGGGGACACUUAUACACCCCGUCUUCCAACCUCCAGGUGCCUCCGCCCCUUGCCGCUGCAUGACCACAUCGUUGGCCCGAGAUGACCAAAGCAACAAAGGCCAUUCACGCUCUGCUCUCUCACCUUUACUCUCCGACGGCCGCAUUUGGAGCCAAUACUCAAGCGCUCGGUUACACGAGAUCUCGCUUCUCGAGGCUGGGGAGGCCAAGUCUCGGCAAGGGCGCCGCUCUGGCGCGAUCUGCGCAGGGGUAUACGCCACGCCGAUCGGCUUGGACCCUUUCGAGCAUGCGAUCCCUGCUACUCUGAUGCUGUCCUUGUCCACCUGGCCUGCUAUGUCGACCUCCACAUCGCUCUGCUCCCUCAGCGAUGAGAUGGAUGAGGGACCGCUCAUGGUUGACUGCAACCUACCCGAGCUUCUCGUACGAGACCUAGAUGCCUCGGAAGCGAUCUUCACGUCCAAAGACAUGACCGCCGGCUGCCCCUGUGCCGGCCUCGCUGCGCCCGAAUUCGAAGUGGGGCCCUCCUUUCCACGGCCGAUUCUUCCGUACCGACCAAGCUAUCCGGCACAACUCCCCAUGAAUCGGCCUGACCAGCGUGCUCUCGUGAGGGAUGGAGCAACACCCUGCGUGCCGCCGCAUGACGAUGGCAUGCAACCGGAGGCAAAAACCGGACCACCAGACUCAUCCAGUGUGAUGUUGCUAGGAAUGGGGCCCCUUUCCAUCCGAACUCGACAGCAGUCGGGUGCUACAGCGGCCACGUCGCUUUCUGGCCGCUGCUCUUCCUUGUUUUCCCAGAAUCUUUCACCCACCACGCCCGUGCUCUCGCCAUGCUCCUCAAACCGUGACAGCAGCUCACAUGGCACCUGGUACGAGGCCGAAGAAGAGUCGUCCGGGGAUCAAGUUAGCUCCGUUUACACUGGGAGGACUUCGAUUUCUGAUCCUCCCCAAACCAUCCUCAACGUUGAUAACGACGACAGCGGCAUGGCUGCACAGCGUGGUUCGGCCACUAACGAGGCUGAAUGCCCUACGGUUCACGACGAUUAUGACGGCAGCGAUUCACGGCCGCACUUGCCCCCGAGCCAUGCGCAGCUGGAAAAGCCGCGGAUUAUCGACAUCCCACCGGCGCCGCCUGGCCUCAAACGGGCCUUGUCCACCAUGAGGAGAGCGCGUGGUGCGGACUCGGUGUCUGUAGCGUCAGAUCCCCAGGAAACGCUGGCAGCGGUCCCGCCCACCAUCGAGCGGCACCGGCAGGGCGCGCAUUGUGGAGGCUUGCAGGGCGAACCCGUCAUUCACUUGCUCUCAACGGCUAACGGCCGAACGGUCAUUGACGCAUCCGGGCCCGCCUCCACGAACCAGCCCAUCAGGGACGAAACCCGCAAUGAUGUCCCUGUUCGUAAUGUGCCUUCCGCGGCGGUUCACGGGGGCAAAAUCCUUGAUCGCGGAGAAGAAUCCAGCGCCAACACAGUCGCUGAGGAACCUACGGCGGCUCGCAAACCCCCACUGCCCGACUUGCGCCGCAGGUUCGAUGUCAGUGCCGACACGCUGGCAUCGUCGCAGAGUGUCACAGUAUGCACUUCACGCGUCCCUUCUCCCGGGAUUCCACCGCCUCCGGAAGUAAUUGAGUCACUACGGGUGUCGAUAUCCUGCUUCCCUGAGACGAUGCUCCUUACCUCCAGUCUUUCAAUCGAGACGAUCCGAGCCUACGCCAAAAAGGUAAAGCACCAAGCAAACCUGGCCCGCAAUCUAAGGAACACAAUCAACGAUGCCUUCUAUUCCUCAGCUUCCCACAAUGCGAGGCCCUCGAAACGAUGGAACAUGAGCUGGCUAGGCCACGCUCGGCGCAGCUGCAAGCAUUACCAGCACCAUCAACCGCAGCUGCCGCCUCAGCCCUACGCACUCCCUCGGAGCUCCCAACCGCCCAACUUCGACCUAUCCAUGCCUACUCUCGCCUCGGGAGCACCGUUGACGCCAGUCUGGGCCCCAAUCAAGAAUAUCUUCCCCUCAGCCUCCGACUACCAGUGCGACGCCCUCUACGCACACCUACUCGCCUACAACUACAUCAGCUCACUCUGCUCCGCCACUACCCUACCGCAGACGCCGGUCAUCCCGCCAAAGUCAAGCCACCAGCAGGGACCUGGCGACGACUCGGCGCGCAACCUCAAGGUGCCGCAGAAGGCCGCCACUCUGUUGGGCAUGGACGACCCUAUGUCCGCCGCGGCGGCGUACCAGCACCGUCAUCAUCGACAGUUCCAGUCUCCGUAUUUCGGAGGUUUGUCGCCCAACGGCAGGGGGCUCAGCGGGCUGAGCCGGCGGACGGGCAGCGCAGAGGGCAGUAGCCACGCGCUUCAGGAUUCGGUCUUCCUCCCUCCGCGGUCCAGCUCGCGCAGCGCUGGGGUCGGGAACAGCCCCGAGGGGUCCGGAUCGGGGUCGGCGGCGAUGAGGGAAAUCCAGGCCGGGCUGGGGAGGUGUGUUGGCCUGCUGGUUAAGACCAUGACUGCGGCUGGUCCUCGAUCUCCCUGCGGAAGUAAGAAGACGUUUGCUGGUGGCGAUGAUGAGUCGACCCCGAGUCUGCCGGUUGGCGACGCAUCGUCGGAUGGCGAGGUGGGCGAGGGAAUCGAGCCUGUGUUGAUGAGGGCGCUUUGCGAGGUGGUGAGGUGCGCCGAGGAGGGCAAUCUCUGCGGGAUGUGAGGAGAGGUUGCGUUAAGGGUUAGCCUCGGUGUUUGGAAGGGCGGAAUGGCGGGUCGGGCCGCGUUUCCCAUGACGCAUCACGAACUGCGGAGGACAUGCUGCUUCGUCCAGGGCAGGCUGGUGGGAUAUAUGACUUCUCGUUGCUUUCGUUCUGCGCCGCUUUUCUUUCU
Messenger RNA from Thermothielavioides terrestris NRRL 8126, 2985 nucleotides. RefSeq lists its product as uncharacterized. The transcript has 2 exons. The record is from RefSeq and is a predicted model, not a curated record. The coding region runs from base 188 to 2815 and encodes 875 amino acids. NCBI's taxonomy places the organism in Eukaryota, Fungi, Ascomycota, Sordariomycetes, Sordariales, Chaetomiaceae.